AUGGCCUCCAUCAUCCAAAAAGGCACCAGGAACAUCCUCACCAAACAACCCACCGACAUCGUCUUUCUCUCCGCCCUCCGCACGCCCGUCACGCGCGCCAAAAAGGGCGGCUUCAAAGAUGCCCAGGACCACGAACUCCUCGCCCACGUCCUCCGCGCCACGCUGGCCGCGAACCCCAACCUCGACCCUUCCAAGAUCCAAGAUAUCCACAUCGGUACGGUGCUGAGUGAACUGGGCGGCUCGAAAGCGGGACGCAUGGCGGCGCUGCAUGUAGGGGUUCCGGAGACGGCGUCGUUCCAGACGGUGAAUCGCGCGUGCAGUAGUGGGCUGAGCGCGAUUACGGGCGUGGCGCAUGCGAUUGCCACGGGGAUGAUCGAUGUGGGUGUCGGUGGAGGGAUGGAGAGCAUGACCAAGAACUAUGGGAGUCGGGCGAUCCCCACCCAACUCUGGGGCGCGCUGAAGGAGAGCGAGGUCAAGGAUGCGAGGGAGUGUAUCAUGUCGAUGGGGUUGACGGCGGAGAAUGUCGCGGAGAGGUAUGGGGUUGCGAGGGCGGAGCAGGAUGCUUUUGCCGCCAAGUCGCAUCUCAAGGCCGCGAAGGCGCAGAAAGAGGGGUUGUUCGACAAGGAGAUUGUGUCUGUCACGACGAGGUGGCAUCCGAACCCGGAGCAGCCUGAGCUGGAAGAGGGGAUUACCGUGAGCAAGGAUGAUGGCAUCCGGCCGAAUAGCUCACCAGAGUCGCUGGCGAAGAUGAAGCCGGCGUUUAAGGAGACGGGGACGGCAACGGCGGGGAAUAGCAGCCAGGUCAGCGAUGGGGCGGCGGCGGCGUUGAUGAUGAGGAGGAGCACGGCGGCGGAGUUGGGGUUGACGAGCAGUAUUAUUGGGAAGUGGGCGGGCACGCAGGUGGUGGGAUGCAAGCCGGAUGAGAUGGGCAUUGGGCCUGCGUUGGCGAUUCCCAAGCUGUUGGAGUAUACUGGCGUGCAGAAGGAGGAGAUUGGUAUCUGGGAGAUCAACGAAGCUUUUGCGAGCCAGGCCGUGUAUUGUGUGAGGGAGCUGGGGAUUGAUGAGGACAAGGUCAAUCCUAAGGGCGGUGCCAUUGCGCUUGGUCAUCCUUUGGGCGCGACGGGGGCGAGACAGUUGGCGACGUUGCUGCCGGAGUUGGAGAGGCAGGGCCAAGAGUUGGGUGUGGUGAGCAUGUGUAUUGGGACGGGGAUGGGAAUGGCGAGUUUGAUUGUGAGGGAGUAA
This is a messenger RNA of Zasmidium cellare ATCC 36951, 1242 nucleotides long. RefSeq lists its product as uncharacterized. Gene Ontology annotation, biological process: phenylacetate catabolic process; fatty acid beta-oxidation. The coding region runs from base 1 to 1242 and encodes 413 amino acids. NCBI's taxonomy places the organism in Eukaryota, Fungi, Ascomycota, Dothideomycetes, Mycosphaerellales, Mycosphaerellaceae. The record is from RefSeq and is a predicted model, not a curated record. Gene Ontology annotation, cellular component: peroxisome. Gene Ontology annotation, molecular function: acetyl-CoA C-acyltransferase activity. The transcript has a single exon.